ACGAAGAAGCCCGGCGCCAAGGCUCGGCUGGACGAGCUCACCAUCGCGGAGUACCCGGAGUACUCGCGUAACGUGGUCCAGUCGUGGAUCGCCCAGGGCAAGGUGCUCGUCAACGGGCAGCCCGUCACCAAGGCUGGCACCAAACUCCGCCCGGACGUCAAGAUUGUGAUAACCGCCGAGCAGCCCAAGUACGUGUGCCGGGGCGGUCUCAAGCUGGAGAAGGCGCUGGACGAGUUCGAGAUCGACCCGGACGGCCUCGUCGCCUUGGACUCCGGCUUGAGCACCGGAGGGUUCACGGACUGCCUUUUACAGAGGGGCGCGCACCGCGUGUACGGCGUGGACGUCGGGUACGGUCAGGUGCACGAGCGCAUUCGAACCGACCCGAGAGUCGUCGUGAUGGAACGAACAAACCUGCGGUACCUACGACCGCUGCCCGAGCUGUGCGACCUGGCCGUCCUGGACCUGUCGUUCAUCUCCGUGUUGAAGGUGCUGCCGGCGGUGGCGGCGGCGACGAGACCGGAGGGGAGACUGGUGGUGCUGGUCAAGCCGCAGUUUGAGGCGCGGCGGGCCCAGAUCGGCGCCAAAGGGGUGGUGCGCGAUGUCAAGGUGCACGAGGAGGUGAUCGCGAAGGUGAUCGAGGGGGCGGGAACGAUGGGAUGGGAGUACGUGCGUCACACGGUCUCGCCGAUCAAGGGGGCAAAGGAGGGCAACACGGAGUUCCUCGCGCUGUUCCACAGG
Molecule: messenger RNA, 738 nt
Organism: Micromonas commoda
Lineage: Eukaryota; Viridiplantae; Chlorophyta; Mamiellophyceae; Mamiellales; Mamiellaceae
Exons: 1
Biological process (GO): methylation
Molecular function (GO): methyltransferase activity; RNA binding
Source: RefSeq, a predicted model, not a curated record